UCAUCACUUUCUCCAAAUCUUAUCUUUUUCCUUCCAUCCCAUCUCUCACAUAGGAGCCAAAAACUCAAAUAUGGGUCAACCCUAUGAGCCGGAAGAAGGGCAGCCUGGGGCGGGACUGCGGCGGGGGACACGUCGGGGGACACGUCGGGGGAUGCGGUUUCGGAGGCGACGAAUGCCAGUGGCACGGCUCGGGGGGAAGAGAUCGGGGCGGCUUGUGGCUUGGGGGAGGAUGCUGAGGAAGAUAAGACUAAGAUGGGUGAAACUGAAAUGCAUAGCCAUGGUGAAGAAGAUGAAAGAAUACUACACAAGGUUGAUGAAGGAUAUCAUAGAGGCAGGAGCCUAUGCUCGCUCUUAUCAACAUAGGCUUCUCUUGGAGACUUCUUUUGCCAUUCCAAUUCUCGGUGUCUCGCUCUCUACCCAUUCCAGUGUUCUUGCUGCCACUUCGUAAAUCUCCUACUCGUCUGUUUCAUAACGUGUAAUGUGUACAUAUUUGUUCAUCAUUCAAAAACUUACUCAGAAGAAUUUUCGUUUGUUCCUUCUGUUUUCCUUUUUUAUGAACUUAUUCAAUCUAUGUAUAAAAUAUGAUAAAGAAAGGCCGAUCUUAUUUAUUAAGACGAUAAACGUUACG
Molecule: messenger RNA, 628 nt
Organism: Cucurbita moschata (crookneck pumpkin)
Lineage: Eukaryota; Viridiplantae; Streptophyta; Magnoliopsida; Cucurbitales; Cucurbitaceae
Exons: 1
Coding region: 71-448 (125 amino acids)
Source: RefSeq, a predicted model, not a curated record